Molecule: messenger RNA, 450 nt
Organism: Suillus subaureus
Lineage: Eukaryota; Fungi; Basidiomycota; Agaricomycetes; Boletales; Suillaceae
Exons: 1
Coding region: 1-450 (149 amino acids)
Source: RefSeq, a predicted model, not a curated record
AUGUUCAUCUAUAAAACAUUAAACAACACAUAUAAAAUAGGAGAGUUCUGGCUACAAAUACCUACCUUUGAACAAAGGGCUAGAUGCAGCACCUGUGAAGAACCCUCAGAGUCAAUGGAACAUAUCCUCAUUCACUGCAACAACCUAGAACAAAAGAAAAUAUGGAGCCUGACAAGAAAAAUAUGGCCCAGGAAAUAUGGACCUUGGCCAGAACCAUCAAUAGGCCUAAUCUUAGGAUGUGGUGCGCUAUCCCUCCCACAACAACCCCAAAAUCAAGAUGACGAAAACCAAAACUCCACCAAAAAAUCAAAAGGGAUAUCCCGCCUCCUUAGAAUCCUGCUAUCAGAGUCAGCCUAUCUCAUUUGGACGAUAAGGUGCAAAAGAGCCAUCACAGGACAAACACACACCACAGGAAACAUCACUAGAAGAUGGAUCAACACUAUAAACUGA